AUGGGAAACAAGCCCACCAUUCAGGACGCAUUCACCUAUCAGGCAAAGUUCAAAUAUAGGAAAGCGAAAUGGGAGGAAUCCCGUAAGUUGAUUAUACAUAGUAUCAGAGAAGAGCAUAACGAUGGAGAAAAGAUUCAUAAAAAAAAUAAAAAAAUAACGGAAUUCAUUAUGAAGACAAUUAAAAGAAAUAAAAGAAAGAAACAAAGCCAAGUAUGGUUACAAGCCUACGACAGCGUGAAAACCAUGAUCAAAGAUGUGAAAGAAAGAAUAUGGAAAGAAAAAGACUAUGUACAACGGAGAGGCGAAAAGCAAACGCAUUUGUACAGAAAUUUGCAAUCGGAUGAACUAGUGACAAAGACAUUCGCAGAAUUAAAGUUUAAACAACCACGAAACUGCAAAGUUUGA
Molecule: messenger RNA, 405 nt
Organism: Helobdella robusta
Lineage: Eukaryota; Metazoa; Annelida; Clitellata; Rhynchobdellida; Glossiphoniidae
Exons: 1
Coding region: 1-405 (134 amino acids)
Source: RefSeq, a predicted model, not a curated record